GUGGGCUUCUGGUAAGAGUAGGAGUGCUUGGAGCCUGAUUACUAACUUUGUGCGUGACAUUAGCUUCGUACAGCUACAGCAUUUCACACAUCGCGCAGUUAUUCUAAAGGACAGUUUUAGCAUUUGCUGCGGGCAGUGGUGGCAUGCGAUACGAAUUCCGCCUUCAAGUUUAGCAGAAUUGAAAAGCAUGUGCUCCACAUUCGAAGGAAACGUUUGGUUUUUAACCCAGUCUGCGAAGUGAAAAAGGUAUCACUGUGUUAGAUUUGCUUUUGAUGAAAAGGAAGACUUGAAGAAAAUUGUGAUGGCUAAACGGUGUGAUCCCAUCAAAGAUAAAUGCCCAAAAGGCUAUGUUUUACAAAGUCGCUGCACGACCACCUCAAACGUCAAGUGCUUACCUUGUCCACCAAACCACUAUCUACCAUACGAGAAUUCAGAGACGAGUUGCUGGCUCUGCAGUACGUGCAACACUGCCUCCCUGCAAGUCAAGAGGCCAUGCGGUCCUGAAGGAAAUAUCAUUUGUGGGUGCAAGGAUGGAAUGUACUGCACAUAUUUUUCUGAAAACAGCUGCAAACAGUGUUCUUCUCAUAAAAACUGCCCGAGAGGAGAGGGCGUUGUCAGUCGAGGGACCCCGACGAAGAACACAACUUGCAAGAAAUGUCCGAAAGGCAGCUUCUCCAACAAUAAUUCAAAGACGGAGCCAUGCAAACCACACUCCCGAUGUGAAGCAGGUGUGUGGCAAGCUGGGACAAGCAAGGCUGACGUAAUUUGUGCAAGUUCAAACACGACAGAGGUCCCAAAAAAUGUAACUCAAGACGCUGGUGACAAUGCAGUGAUUUGUCGGGAAGGGUCGUUUUGUGUGGAGGGCAGCGCUGUGCAUGGCAGCUGUCUGCGCUGUCAGGAAUACAGCGUCUGUGGCCCUGGCUCUGAAGUCUCCAGUCAUGGAACAGAAUCUUCAGAUGCACAGUGCAGGCCCUGUCCAUCUGGGACCUUUUCCAACACCACCUCCUCAGUGAAGACAUGCAUCCCUCACACAAACUGCUCCAGCCUCGGAAGGGAUCUUCUUAUCCAAGGAACCGCAACCACUGAUGCCACCUGUGCCCCUUUCUUUUCAACCACCCGGAGGACAGAUUUAAUUCCGACCAUCAGUGAUGGAGCAUUGCCAGGGCAGCCUUCAAAUAUGCCAGCCACGCCGGGUACAACUUUCGUUCCCAUCACCGGCGGAGCGGUGCCAGCGCAACCUCCAGGUGUGGCAGCCGAAACAAUCGCAAUUGGAGGAGGUGUUUUUGUGAUCAUUGUCGUCGGCAUAUUGAUCUACAAGUUCUUCAAGAAACGAAUGCAUAAUGAAAAAAAUGGAAUAUACAUCGCCAUGGAAAUGCAGAGGCCCAGGAUUCCCAUGGAGCAGCAACAAUUUGGUAACGUGGACGACGAGGGGUACGCAGCGGUGGCCCGAUGGCCGGUGGAGGAGCCCCUGCACGUCGAGCGUAACGUGGCCCUCAGAAGCAACGACGGCCGCCCCCCUCUCCCCCCCCUGCCGUCGGUGGCGGCAGAGGAGCCCCGGGUCACGUCCACAUACGAUACGGAUCGGAGAGACAGUGGCCUGGGCAGCGGCAUCAUAAACGGUGGAGGAGUGGACGUGGACACGCCUAGCAGCUGCUACAACAACCUGUCGGGUAGCAGCGGUCGGACGGCGUCGUCGUCAUCUCCGCUCGACCAAAAGGAGAAUAACUUUCUCCCAAUGAAACAAAGCAGCAUUGAGAACGAUGUCUUUGCAGCACCAAAUGGGCCACUCAUCACGGUGACCAUCAACGGACCGGUCUUCGUGGAGCGCAACCUGGUCGAGAGCAGCCUGGCCCUGAGGCCCCACGAGAGCCCUGCAGAGGGGAACGAAGCCAUCAUGACCACACCACUGCCAGAGCAGAGUCCGCAUGUCCCCGGGAAGUUGGUAACAGCCUCAGAGUACCGGCCACCACCACCACCAUCGCCCACUUCCCCGGUGACUCAGAGCGGCCCUCUGCCACUGUGCGAGAAUAAUUUGGCUUCGACAGGUGGUGCCCAGGGGGGCGAUCUCUUGAGAGCGGGAGCUGGGGUGGGGCGGAAUCACCCCGUGGAGUCCGAGUCGCCCUGCGAACACGAGUGGACGACGUGCGUCGUGUAGCCAUAGAUGCGACGAAGCCAGGCGUUGUGGCGGGUACCUGCAAUCCGGGAGGUGGAUUCGUCGCAUGGAUCUCAUCAUGUGCUGUGAGACUCCCGACCAGCUCGAAAGAGAAGUGGCCAAGUGAUGGCAGUACAUAAAAUGGGUUACCAGGUUUUGGAUGUUAACCCACAAACAUGUGGGUCUCUUUCAUGUAAUCUUGUUUCUACUGACAUUCAAAUUCUCAGGAAGAAAGAAUUAGUCGAAUGUUGUAAUAUGCGACUCCUGAUGAAGAGACUGAAGACUCAGUGAGGAUUUCUGGAAAUGAUAUUCUACAAUCAUGAUUAUCAUGAAAUAUAAAUGGAAGAAACACUGUAUCUGAACGAUAUGCUUAAGCAUGAAUUACAUACAAAGGGUGGACCUAUAGGUCACUGUAAAAGCUGAAUCAUGAUAUAUUAAAAUAUAAGUUGCCCGCACUUAGGUAUUAGCACUUGGAUAUAGCUGUUUUAUCACCACUUGGAUUGUGAUUCAAAAUGUCAUAUUUCAAAUGUAUAGAUGUUUUCGGCACAAUUUUGGGUUUUUAUUUUAAAAAUUAGAAUAAAUUUAAAUGACUAAAUUUGAAUAACCGUCAAUUUUACCAUUACAUUUUAAUAUUUAUUUACAUGUAAGUUUUAGGAUUAUACAUUGAAAAAAUACUUCUCAAAAGUUUAAAUAAUCUUUAUUUAGGUUAUUUUAAGUGAAAUAAUUUAGAAUUUUUAUCAUUCCAGUUUAAUUGAUAAGAAAUGUAUUUUAUACUCAUAAUUUUAAACCACUUUCUUUGAGUCAACUUAACGUUUAGUAAUUUUGUUUGUAUUAUCUUGCUGGUAUUAAUUACACUUGGGCAUUUUAUCCGAGAAAGUUUAAUUGAGUAUCAACAUUAUUUUUCAGGAGUGUCUUGCAUUGGGAUAUUAGAUCAACACCUGUAUUACAAUUACAAUAUCUCAACACGCUUGUCAAUAACUUCGUGUGGUCUUAAUAGAAAACUAUUUAAGCGGUGGCAUUUUGCACAAUGGCCCUUCUUUGUAGCACAUACAUUUAGAGGCCAGAGAGGUAUAGUGCAUGAGAAUUGUAGACUGCACUUUAUACCAUGGGGCCAGAUUAAAAAUGUUUUUAAUGUUUCCUGAAAAUAUUAGAAAUGCUUCCUGAAGUUUUUUUUUCCGGAAAAAAUAUAUUUUAAUCAGCUCCUAUGAUGUAAACUGCCAUCCCCAACUCUUAUCAUUCAUGCCAUCUCUAUGGACUAUGUGCCAUUAAGUAGGGCCAUUGCCCGAAACGUCACGUUAUAUAGUGUUCCUUUGAAGGCAGUGUUACUGACGAAUGUGUUGAGUUUUUGAAAUCUGUGUUUGCGCACAACUGUCAGCGCAACAUCACCAAAUUAUUAAAUGAGGUAUGGCAGUAAACUGCAGUAGCUGGAUUCAAAAACCCCACCUUGCUUACAGGAGGAUAACAUCUUCUUGGUUCUUUCGGUAAAGUCACGUAGAAGGGAAGUAAUAAAAUAAUAGAAAUAAAACAUAAUAAAAUAAUUCUCACGACGUUUCGGCUACAACGCAAGCAGCCGUCUUCAGGUGAAGAAUGAGACACUGCCAAGCUGGGAGCUUAUAUAUAAGCUGGGUUGGAGGUGGAAGAAAAGCGCCUUAACAAAAAGAAUGUGCAUAUCAAGAGGAAUUUAGCAUAUUCAUGGGAAAUGCGUAGGAGGUGGGCGGGGGGGUUUCAAAGUCAUAUUAUGCCCAUACAUUAUGCAGGAUCAGCAGCACCAAGGGAGGGUGCAGGGAGUAGCAUUAACAAAGGAAAGGAAUGUUAAUAGUAUGUAGCUGCAGUUACUAAACAACCACGUAGAAAACUAAAGUAUAAACUACAUAAAAAACUAAAGUAUAAACUGCAUAGCAUCAUCAGUAUACUUACUAUACUCUACAAUAAGCUGAGUUACUCACAGCAAGUAAUAACAGCCUAAGGCCAGCUCUAUAAUACAGUAUCGGUUACCAGCCCAGCAGCUUUGGGAAUAUAUGAUCUAUCAACGAUUGCCUUCAAAACACUGGCUCAGAGCCGUGGGAUACCAAGGCCAGCUGUUGGACAGUACUGAUCGCACCUGCAAUGCCGUAGCCACGGAGGUGGGACAAGAGGGAAAUUUGCUCGACAUGUCAAAGAUAUCAAAUCGGUACAUGGUUUGGGCAACACAUUCGACUAAAUUUGAGUUGUAAAACAACGUAUUGAACAAUAAUGAAUUGUAAUUUAUUACAAACUAAAUUGUGUCUGAGUCUUAACAAGUAUAACCCGUAAAAACUAAGUUUUUCAUUAUAAAUCCUUUAUAUGCGUGGCGGCUAGAGUCCUCUCGUCCUCUGGCUUGAGAUGGCUGCCACCUAUGGGUUAGAUGAUUGUCUGCCAGUAUUAAGCAAUUGGUAAUUAAAUAUUUAAUUUGUUUUCCCUAAACAGUGUAAAAUUUUUUAAAAAAAUUUCACGAACAUUAAUUGUCUCGCACAACGAGUCUGUGUGCAAAAUGUCAGCUCGAUUGGAUCACGGGAAGUGGGUUAAAAAACGACCGAAAGAUUUGCACGGUCGUAAGCAAGCAAGCACGCAAGCAAGCAAGCGAACUUAAUAUUAAGGAUUUAAAAAGCACAUUCUAACAUGAGUCAGCGAAUUGAAAGUUGCACUCUGCAGACUUUACAUCCCACCCCCUCGGCUACAGUGUCUCGUUGUCAACAGAGCCAAUGUUUUUUCACACACUAGGGUUGCCCUAGCGAUCAAUGGAUGGUGAGGAGAUCUCACUGCCAAAUCUCUGGACACAUCCACAGCAAAGAUUCCAUGAGACAUGUGGCAAGGCCUCCAUGUAUGUCCCUGAUCCCCUCUACCCUUUGUGAGGUAGGGUUAGGUAACCCUCCGCACUUGUGAACUAUUCGUAAAAGACGUAGUGCAGAAUAUACUUUUGUACGUAAAGAAUGCUUCUUAUAUUGCGAGUUUAUACGAUGGAUUUUGAUUCUUCACAAGUUGUAAGUUAGUCGACCAUCAAGGUCGUGUGCAGUGGGGUAAAGUGUGGGUAUUCCCACCUCUUAAAAAACGUCUGGCAGGGUGGAAGAGUAGACCAAAAUAUCCAUGAGCGCAGCUCUCUAGAGCUCCUUUUAGUAGAGGCCCUUCUGUCCGCAGUGGUGUGAGCAAGCAAUUUCAGGGCUGCACCUUUACCUGUUAUGUUUUAUUCAAUUGGUUUUAUGUAAUUUAUACAGCCACCGGAGGUGCUACAUUCACCACAAAUGGCAAAAAAAAAGAAUCGUUGAUUUGAAUUGAGACCGAGAAGCAUGAGAAUGAAUUGAAUUGUGAAUUGUGCAAAAUAUUUACACGACCGCUGAUUGCAAGCAUUUAAAAAUCCAAUUGACCAGCUGCCAGAAUUUAAUUGUGGUAUAACUGCUAUGUUUAUAUGCUAUGGAAAUGACUGUAAAGUUUUUUAAAAGUGUAGUUCGUAUAAAAGAUAUAUAUUUUCGAGUGAUGAAUAUAUGCAUUUUAUCAUUUAAGAAAUAUGCAAACAAUUGUUUCAGAUUUGUAUACAAGAGUUUAUAUUGUUUUGCAUUUAUGGGAAAUUUUAUUUUUGUUAAAUAGCGAUUCUGUGACGUUACGAAUGAUUUAUUUGAUGUUAAUAAAAAAUAACGCAGCCUUGAAAAAAAUAUUCGUGGUGGAAAUGUGUUUUGGUUACUGGUAAUACUUUACAAUAAACACGUUAACACGUAACAUACACAAUUGCAGUGGGUUUUUCAUACAUAUCAAUAUCACAUUCUUUGCUUGCUGCAUAUGAUGUAUGGUAUCUUACA
Messenger RNA from Lethenteron reissneri (Far Eastern brook lamprey), 5961 nucleotides. RefSeq names its product tumor necrosis factor receptor superfamily member 1B-like. The record is from RefSeq and is a predicted model, not a curated record. Gene Ontology annotation, biological process: positive regulation of myelination; positive regulation of membrane protein ectodomain proteolysis; extrinsic apoptotic signaling pathway. Gene Ontology annotation, molecular function: tumor necrosis factor receptor activity; tumor necrosis factor binding. NCBI's taxonomy places the organism in Eukaryota, Metazoa, Chordata, Hyperoartia, Petromyzontiformes, Petromyzontidae.